GCCCCCCGCCGAGUCCCGGCUCCGCAGAGCGGUCCCAGCUGGCCCGCACUCCGCCGCCCCCUGCCGCCUCCGCCGUCCAGACAACCAGCCCCACCAUUCAGCGAACAAGAUACCCUCCAGAUAUGCCCUGUGUGCAAGCGCAGUAUAGCCCUUCACCACCUGGUUCGAAUUAUGCAGCUCAGACCUAUGCUUAUGGCACGGAGUACAGCUCAGAGAUCAUGAACCCGGACUAUACCAAACUCACCAUGGACUUGAGCAGCACUGAGAUCACUGCUGCUGCUGCCACCACCUCCCUGCCCAGCUUCAGCACCUUCAUAGAAGGAUACUCUGGCAACUAUGAGCUCAAGCCCUCCUGCUUGUACCAAAUGCAAUCUGCCGCCUCCUCCUCCAGCCAGAGGCCCCUCAUAAAAAUGGAAGACAACCGGCUGCCUAGCUAUCACUCCUCACUGCCACCCUCCACAGAUGAAGGGAUGCCCAGUACCUCCAUGUACUUCAAGCAGUCUCCCCCCUCCACACCCACCACGCCAGGAUUCCCCUCGCAUCAAACUUUGUGGGAUGAACCACCACACUCGCUGCAGCCUGCACAGACCUGCAUGGCCCCCAGUCACCUGAUGGACACUGCUCCUAUGAAGACUGUGCCCACACGUUUCCCCCUCUUCCACUUCAAGCACUCACCACCUCACACGCCAGCAUCUGGAAGCCACAUGUGCUAUGACCCUGCCUCCCUGAGCCUUCCCCUUGGACCCGACAGACCCACUGCCAGCCAGGCCACUAUGGAGAGCCACCCUUAUGGUCUCCCCCUCACCAAGAGAUCAGCCGCCUUAGCCUUCUCAUCACUGGGCCUCAAUACAGCCACUUCCAGUUUGAUGGGUGAGAGCAGCAGUAGCAGCAGUGGCCUCCCAUCCCCACCUAGCAGGAGCUCCUCAUCUGGAGAGGGCACUUGCGCUGUGUGUGGGGACAAUGCUGCCUGCCAACACUAUGGAGUACGGACGUGCGAAGGCUGCAAAGGCUUCUUCAAGAGAACAGUUCAGAAAAAUGCAAAAUAUGUUUGUCUGGCAAAUAAAAACUGUCCAGUGGACAAGAGACGUCGUAACAGAUGCCAGUACUGCCGAUUUCAGAAGUGUCUCAGUGUUGGCAUGGUUAAAGAAGUUGUCCGCACUGAUAGUUUGAAAGGGAGAAGAGGCCGGCUGCCUUCCAAACCAAAGAGCCCCUUACAGCAGGAACCUUCUCAGCCAUCCCCACCUUCUCCUCCAGUCAGUAUGAUAAAUGCCCUCGUACGAGCUUUAACUGACUCCACACCCAGAGAGCUUGAUUACUCCAGAUACUGUUCCACUGACCAAGCUGCUGCAGGCACAGAUGCAGAACAUGUGCAACAGUUUUAUGAUCUUCUGACUGCCUCCAUUGACAUAUCCAGGGGCUGGGCAGAAAAAAUUCCAGGAUUUACUGACCUCCCAAAGGAAGAUCAGACGUUACUCAUAGAAUCAGCUUUUUUGGAGCUGUUUGUACUAAGACUCUCCAUCAGGUCUGAUACUGCUGAAGAUAAGUUUGUAUUCUGCAAUGGACUUGUCCUUCAUAGACUUCAGUGCCUUCGUGGAUUUGGGGAGUGGCUCGACUCUAUUAAAGACUUUUCCUUAAACUUACAGAGCCUUAACCUUGAUAUCCCAGCCUUAGCAUGUCUGUCAGCUCUAAGUAUGAUUACAGAACGGCAUGGAUUAAAAGAACCAAAGAAAGUGGAAGAGCUAUGCAACAAGAUCACUAGCAGCUUGAAAGACCACUUAGCUUUCAGCUGUCAAAACAAAGGACAACCACUUGAGUCUGCGGAGCCUAAGGUACUGGGUGUUCUUUCUGACUUGCGUUCUCUCUGCACACUGGGACUGCAGCGCAUCUUUUACCUGAAACUGGAAGAUCUGGUGCCACCCCCUUCCAUCAUUGACAGGCUGUUUCUGGACACCUUACCCUUCUGAGUCUCAGAUAAUACUCAUGGAAGGCAGAUGCCCACCAGAGCAGGCAAAUGGAUUGUCACGUACAGAUAACUUCUCUGCCUUUCAUAACAGAAAAGCAGCUCCAGCCCUAAAAUGAGGACUUUUCCUUGCAGUCUGAGGCCUAAAACUUAGCUGCAUAUUCUCUGGGGGUUGUGUUUUGGGUUGUUUUGUGUGAAAUGGGGGUUUUUUAAUUGCUAAUAUGGCACUUUUGGACGAUGCUAUCCCAGCAGUAAAAGGUUAACAUGACUGUUUUAAAUCUAAUGUUUAACACCUCAUUAUAUAUGGGGAAUAAAAUGGUAGAAAACUGUGUGUUUGAAAACAAGAACAACAAAUAGUUGUUUGCCAGGGUAGUAUGUGUUUUGUGACAAUACGUUAGCAUACUUCCUGUAUCAAGGGCACAUAUAUUGGCACAAACUAAACAAAAGUUCACUUUUUUUAACAAAGUACAUACAAUUGAGUAUUUCAUAUAAAUAAGAUAUAGCAAAAUGACAAUGGCUGUUAGCUCCCAUGUUCAAGUGCAAUUUUUUAAAGUGCUGUCUUACUAAGUCUUGUUUAUUAACUAAUUUAUUUUAAUAUGAAGAUAAAAACAGAAGAAAUCCAGUAAGAAAAUUAAAUGCACUAACUUACAUGACAGUUUCCCAAACUUGAAUCCAUGUAGUGUGACAUACUGACAAAUUAGUGUGGAAAACACUGGUACAGAUUGUGAUUCAGUUGAGCACUGGUUCCUUAGAUAAGGAAAUAAAAGUAAGUAGUGAUUGGAACAUACAGGGUCAGCAUCAGGGACAGUUACAUUUUAGAAUAUAAUCUGGAUAAGUUAGUUAACAGACAUAAAUGGUUUUGAAAAAGAAGCAAGUCUUGUAAAAUAGUAUGAAUGUAAGUGCUAGAAAGGAUAUAGUGGACUGCAUUUAAACAUUCCGUGUUCGUACUCCUUUUUUGUAUGUUUAUACUGUUGAUGCCAUAUUAAUAUGAAAUAAUUUGUUGCAUAGUGUCUUUAUUUGUAUAAAUGUUUGUAUGCAUGGUAUAUUGUAAUUGCUUUGCCUGUAUUUAUUGCAAUGACUGCCAGCUCACGGGAGCCGUGUUACACUGAGUAACUAAGGUGUUCACACUGACUCAGUUACAGCAGUUAGAGAACUAUAUACAUAUAUAUAUAUAAUCUGUUUAUAUAUGUAUAUAUCUGUGUGUAUGUCUUUUUAUUAACCAUUUGUAUAUAAAAUAUCUGUCACUUCACAAGCAGUUAUUUUACAGUUUAUUUGCAGUGACUUUUAAGGCAGUACUGUUUAGCACUUUGAUAUUAAAAUCUUGCUCAUGUUUUGCUAAAUUCAAAUAAUAUGUAAAGAUUUUAGUUCUAAAAAACUUUAUAUGCACUGUAUUAAAUCAAAAUUUUGUUGGUCAUUUUGCUAAGAAAAAUUUUUUGAAUGUCAAUCUGAUGUCACUGUAUCUUUUGUUAGCUUUAAACAUUCUAGCUUUUGUCUUUUUUUAAACUAUGCUGUUUAUAUGGAAAUUAAAUUAUACAAUCAAACAGAUGCCAAAUGAAUUGCCUAAUUGCUGCAAAGGAUAACCCAGAUAUCAGUCAUUGUAUGGUUUUAAAAUAGUUAUCUGGUAUUUUAUCACUUAUGUUUUGAUGUGCUUUAUGAAAAAUUAUUCUUAUAUUGAGAUUUCUAGUAGCGUCAAUAGGAAAACGGACUUUUAAUCACUAAAGUUAAUAUUUCCAGCUUACCUGCAGAAAAUAUUUGGAAGAGUAUUGCUUUUUGUAUUGACUUUUAAGCUUACGUGCAAACAUAAUAGCAUAAUUAAAUAUCAGAGAAUCUCAUGUUUCUUGUAGGUUGGUGUUUCACCUCACCUAUAAGACAAGUAUAUUUUGACUGAAUCUGAACUUUUGUAUAUAACACACACACACACACACACACACACACACACACACACACUUCAAAGGUAUGUUUACUUCUGUUCCCUUGUGUAAAAUACAAAGUCUCUUAAGACAGUGGGGGUCAACCUUUUUUUGCAGGCAUGCUACAAAUUAUCCCCUUUCCCUGCCCAGUCUGCUGGUCUACAUUCUUUCUGCUCCUAGUCCUGCAUUCCCUGCCUGAUCUGCUGCUCUGCUUUCUGCUUUCUUCCCUAUGCUCCCUGAGCCAGCUGCUGUUGUGCUCCCUGCUCCCUCCCUGAUCUCCUGUGUGCCACACACAGAGGUUGCCUGUGCCCCUCACAGCACCCAUACUGCAGGUUGGCCACCCCUACCUUAAGAAAUCAUCUUUUUAAAGACAAAUCUUGAGAAGUGCUGAGCAUCCUCACCUCCCAGACGUGGGCUUGCAGCACUAAUGGGACUAGCUCAUUGAAAAGUAUUUUCACACAAAUUAGUAUUGUACAAUUAAAGGACUUGUUGCAACCAACUACAUUUCUUAGGACAGAUGUUGCUCAUAGCAGGUCCCGAGCCCUAUGUUAGAUGUCAUGUAGCCAGUGUGCUUCAGUCUUCCAUAGAUGUUCUCAACUGUGAUACUAUUCAAAAGCAUGUAAUCUAUGGAAUGUUCUUCACACUUAUUUCAGUUCACAAAAAUUAUUCAUGCAGUACGAUCAAUGGCAAAUCAUGAUAGCAAAAGAAAGAAUUAAAGCAGAUAAUUCUGCUACUUUUGUUAGAGCUCUCAGUGUGAACAUGCCUUUUUUGCAGGCUGAAUUCAGGACUAUAUCAGCUGUUAAAGGAGAGUGCCUUGCUUUUAUUUCAGACAGAGUGUUUCAAAAGUUUCUCUGCUCCUCUAACAGCAGUGCUUUUUUGUGUUAACCUGUGGGUUGAAAGAAAUGAUGUUCUUGUACAUAUACAAUGUAAAUUAAAAUGAUUAAAUUGAAUAACAUCUUUUUCAGAGCC
Molecule: messenger RNA, 4839 nt
Organism: Alligator sinensis (Chinese alligator)
Lineage: Eukaryota; Metazoa; Chordata; Crocodylia; Alligatoridae
Gene: NR4A3
Product: nuclear receptor subfamily 4 group A member 3
Exons: 7
Coding region: 123-1964 (613 amino acids)
Biological process (GO): regulation of transcription by RNA polymerase II; cellular response to corticotropin-releasing hormone stimulus
Cellular component (GO): nucleus; transcription regulator complex
Molecular function (GO): zinc ion binding; nuclear receptor activity; RNA polymerase II cis-regulatory region sequence-specific DNA binding
Source: RefSeq, a predicted model, not a curated record